Culicoides brevitarsis is the source of this 1730-nucleotide messenger RNA. RefSeq lists its product as uncharacterized. Bases 64 to 1668 code for a protein of 534 amino acids. The record is from RefSeq and is a predicted model, not a curated record. The transcript is spliced from 9 exons. NCBI's taxonomy places the organism in Eukaryota, Metazoa, Arthropoda, Insecta, Diptera, Ceratopogonidae. Gene Ontology annotation, cellular component: membrane. Gene Ontology annotation, molecular function: transmembrane transporter activity. Gene Ontology annotation, biological process: transmembrane transport.
GCGUUUUUGUCUGAAAAGAAAACAAAUUUUAAUGAAAUCGAAAGUAAAAAUUAAUUAAAAACAAUGGAAAGUGUGAGAAAAUUGAGUGAUGAUGAUAAAAUGAUCGAAAUUUGGCCACAAAUCGAUGAUGAAAAUGACGUAAAUGAUAAACUCUUGAACGACAAUCAAAAACCGCAAAUAAUGGGAGCAACUCGUACCGGCACCAACCAAAAAUCCAGAAUUUUCACGUUAAAUGAAGCUCUCGAGUAUGCAGGAGACGGAAUCUUUCACAAAUAUUUGAUGUUCGUGUGUGGCAUAUGCAUGAUGGGAGUUAUCACGGAGACACUUGUUGUGUCGUACAUCGUUACGUCAGCAGAAUGCGAUUUGUCUCUAACGAUGACUGAUAAGGGGCUUUUAACUGGAGCGGCAUUUUUUGGUGUUGUCCUGAGUUCGCAUUUCUGGGGAAUUCUCUCCGAUGCAUGGGGACGUCGAAAUGUUUUGCGAGUCGCAGUGCUUGGAUGCUUCGCUGCCUCACUUUGCUCUUGUUUCUCGCCAAAUGCAGCUGUUUUGAUCGUUUCAAGGACUUGUGUUGGAUUAUUUGUUGCCGCAAAUGCCGCCGUAUCGUAUGCCUAUUUGGGUGAAUUUCAUUCCGAUAAGACGCGUGCCAAAGCCGUCACGAUGUCUGGCGUGUUCAUGGCGUUCGGGAUGAUUUAUUUGCCGGCACUUGCGUGGGCCAUCAUAUCGCUCGGGCAAAAUUUGGUGAUUUUUGGCGUGGAAAUUGCGACUUGGAGGGUUUAUUUGACUUUGGUUUCGUUGCUGAACGGGCUUGUGUUACUUGGAUUGGCAUUUUUACCUGAAAGUCCGAAAUUUUUAUUGACAAAAGGAAGAGCAAGAGAGACAAUUGAGGUUUUGAAGAAGGUUUACAAAUGGAAUGGUAAAGAAAAAGACUUUAAUAUCAGAGAACUCCAACUUGAAGAUGAAGAAUCUAACGAAAAACGGGCGAAACAAAACCCAUGUUUGAUUGUGUGGACUCAAACGAUCGCUCUUUUCCGCCGGGAACAUGUUGUCAACACAAUAAAGACUUGUUUCUUGAUGGCUGGUAUAUUUUUUGCCUCAUCAGGGGUUUAUUUGUGGACUCCGGAUAUUUUAAAUAAUAUUAUUCAGUACAAAAAUCAAAGUAUUAGUACUUGUGACGCCUUAACGAUGGCUUAUGCUUCCAAAAAUGAAAGUCGCAUAAUAGAUUGUAACGACCAAAAUAUCGACACUUUUCCAUUUAUAGCUGCUUUGGGGAUGUCUUUUGUGUUUGCGAUUUGUUAUUUUGUCAAUGGAUUAAUUGUUACAAGUAUUGGAAAGCGUAAUUUGUUGAUAAUUUGGACAACAAUUUGUGGUCUAAGUAGCAUCAUCCUGAUAUGGUCAACGGAUUUUUACACAAUUCUCACAUUUUUGGUCAUUUUGUUGACCUCUGGGUGUUGCGGCAGCAUCAUAAGUGCCAUCGCAAUCGAUUUGUUUCCCACUUCCAUCAAAGCUAUGGCGCUCUGCCUGAUUCUGAUGUGUGGGCGAUUGUUUGCCGGUUUAGGCUCGAACGUCAUAGGUUAUUUGCUGCUCAUAAAUUGCGACUCUGUCUUCUGGAUGGUAGGUGCUGUGCUGCUUGGAUGCACAUUCGUUGGAUUGACCAUUCCAGGACCAUGAAACUGAGAAAUUACCACCGUACAUUAAUUUUUUAAGACAAAAAUAAAUUUUUAUAAUAGAAA